Alnus glutinosa is the source of this 2240-nucleotide messenger RNA. Its product is annotated as protein trichome berefringence-like 7. Gene Ontology annotation, molecular function: O-acetyltransferase activity. The transcript is spliced from 4 exons. Lineage: Eukaryota; Viridiplantae; Streptophyta; Magnoliopsida; Fagales; Betulaceae. The record is from RefSeq and is a predicted model, not a curated record. The coding region runs from base 664 to 1947 and encodes 427 amino acids. Gene Ontology annotation, cellular component: Golgi apparatus.
UUUUCCACGUUCUGCUGUCAACCACCUCCGAUUUCUUCCAUUACAAAAACCAUCCAAAUCUCCCCAAGCCUCCCCAUGUUCUGCCCUCUGCAGCUAGCAUAUCUCUCCAACUCUGGUGCGUACGCUGCAAGCUCUUCAAAGAUUCAGUGGUAGAUUCUCUCAAUCUCUGCACCACCUUCGUAGCUACUGUCUUCAAAUUUUGUUAAUGUAUCAUUUCCUUCACAAAUUCAUCCAAUAUUUUCGUAAUCUGUCUGCUUUUUCAUCGGGUCUUGUUUUUCUUAUGAUUUGAAGCGUACCCAUCUGGUUUCUUAAUAAUUUCUAUCACGGGUCUCGUGCACAACAUGGUUAUGAGCUUGAAUUUUUAAGUUCUUGGAUUGUACAGGCAGAUUGCACGGUUGUUUUGAUUUCUUGUGCAUUGAAGUUCCACCAAUGAUAUUGAGAAGAUGUUUUGACAGUAGGCGACAUUUUGAGCUCUAUGUUGGUUUUGAUUUUGCUGAUUUGAUGUGAUAAUGGUUGGAUUUAUAUAGUCCUCGGGUGGAUUUUAUAAUGGGUUUGAUUUCUUAUUUGGGAAGAUGGAUUAUUUUGGAUCCUGAACUGAUAGUUUGUUUAACAUGGGAAGAAGCUUUGAUGUGGGAUGAUUGAGAUGGUGAAUGGUUUCAAUGGAUGAUUGACAGGAUGAAUAGUUUCAAUAGCAAUGCAUCAUCCAAACGCAGUACUUCACUUAAACGGAGGGGUUUGAGUGUUUCAAGCCCAAGGGUCAGUCGGUUGAGCUGGGUCUCACGAUUGUUUCAAGUCCUUGUGGUGAUUGGGUCUUUGAUUUCAUUCCUCAUAGCAGUUGGUUGUGGUUACAUGUAUGUGCUCCCAAGUCUCAGCCAGGCUUUUCAUGGGUAUGGUGCAGCCAAAUCUAAUGUUUCAUUAAGUAGUUGCAAUGUUUUUGAUGGAAUUUGGGCUCUGGAUGAUAGUUACCCAUUGUACAAUGCUACAGAAUGUCCUUUUGUAGAACAAGGAUUCAAUUGCUUGGGAAAUGGGCGGAGAGAUAAAGAUUAUCUGAGAUUGAGGUGGAAACCAAAGGAUUGUGAUAUUCCGAGGUUUACUGUGAAGAGUAUAUUAGAAAUGCUUCGAAACAAAAGAGUUGUUUUCGUUGGUGAUUCUAUGAGUAGAACACAGUGGGAGUCACUGAUAUGCUUGCUUAUGACAGGGGUGGAGGAUAAGGAGAGUGUCUAUGAAAUCAAUGGGAAUAAGAUUACAAAACGGAUUAGAUUUUUAGGUGUUCGGUUCAGUUCCUUCAACUUUACUAUUGAGUUCUUUCGUUCAGUUUUCCUGGUGCAACAGGGUUGGAUGCCCAGACAUGCACCAAAGAGGGUCAAGUCAACACUUAGAUUGGACAAGUUAGAUAAUAUUAGCAAGUACUGGGUUAACUCAGAUGUUCUCAUAUUCAACACAGGACAAUGGUGGGUGCCUGGAAAGCUUUUUGAAACUGGCUGUUAUUUCCAGGUUGGAAACUCUAUAAAGCUAGGAAUGCAGAUUCCCACCGCUUUCAGAACUGCACUAGGCACUUGGGCAUCAUGGGUUGAGAGAAAUAUCAACACAAAUCGAACACGUGUCUUCUUUCGAACUUUUGAGCCAUCUCACUGGAGUGAUCAAACUCGUAGGUUUUGUAAUGUGACCCAGCACCCGUCAUUAGAAGUGAGAGGAAGGGACCGAAGCCUAUUUUCGGACACCACAUUGGAGGUGGUAAAGAAUAUGAAAGUUCCUAUAACCGUUCUGCACAUUACUUCCAUGUCAGCUCUCCGGAGCGAUGCACACGUGGGUAAGUGGAGUGACAGCCCAUCAACGCCUGAUUGUAGCCACUGGUGUCUACCUGGAGUACCUGAUGUGUGGAAUGAAAUUGUUCUCUCCUACCUGCUUGCUGACUAUGGCUUCAUUUCUGAUGAAUGGGGCGGAUAAACAUGGAUUUGCUGGCCCCAGUUUUGAGCAACCAAGACGCCAAAACCUCCAGCCUUACCCGCACCCAUGGCUCGGCUCAGAAGCCUGAGAAAUUGAAUAACCUUGAUUUUAGCUGAAGUUUCUUUCCUUUAUUCUCAACAGAUAGCAUCAGGUUUUCAAAAGAAAAUGUAAACACGGAAGAUACAGUUUUGCUAUAGAAACUGAUAUCUUUUUUUUUCUUUCUUUUUUUCUUUUUUUCUUUAUUUCAUUCUUUUGCGAUUAUUAUGUUUACGAGAAGGCGCCAAAAUUUUGUC